CUCUCGCAGUCCCGCAGCUUCGUUUAACAAGUCCCCUUCCUCUGCCGCGCCGUCCUUCAUUCGCUUCCCAAAUUACCGAUCUGCCCUCACUUCCCCGCGCUCCUCCGAUCUCUAACAUUUAAAACGUCUUAAUUGGCAAUGAAGAAAUACAAAUGUCUUUUUUUUCCUUCUGUGAAAUAAAAUCCUCGAAAAGUUUUGAGCAGUGGGCAAUUUGGUCAAUAAUGAUUUUACGCGGUUGGUGGGAGGGUAUUUUUAUUCUUCUCAUAUAAAACAAAAAACAACAGUGCAUUAGUGACUAUAACUUCUGAGCCGCUCCCUUUCCGUUGUGUGUGGUUAGUGAGUAAGAGUAAAUCAGUGCAAGUUCGAGCAAUGGCUGCGGAAGAUGGUAAGGACCCUCGUCUUGCUAGAAUUUCAUCUGCUAUCAGAGUCAUACCGGACUUCCCCAAGCCAGGGAUUUUGUUCCAAGAUAUAACAACGUUGCUUCUCGAUACCAAGGCUUUCAAGGAUACCAUUGAUUUGUUUGUUGAGAGGUACAAAGACAAAGAAAUCUCUGUUGUUGCAGGUGUUGAAGCUAGAGGCUUUAUAUUUGGCCCUCCUAUUGCAUUGGCCAUUGGGGCAAAAUUUGUGCCUAUGAGAAAACCGAAUAAGUUGCCCGGGAAGGUUAUUUCUGAAGAGUACUCUUUGGAGUAUGGAACAGAUAUAAUGGAGAUGCACGUGGGAGCUGUAGAAGCGGGAGAGCGUGCCUUGAUCAUAGAUGACCUCAUUGCAACAGGGGGAACCUUGGGUGCUGCACUCAGGCUUCUUGAGCGUGUUGGAGUGCAUGUGGUUGAGUGUGCCUGUGUGAUUGAAUUGCCAGGGCUAAAGGGACGGGAGCGAUUGGGGGACAAACCAUUAUUUGUUCUAGUUAAUGGAGACGCAUGAGCAUGGUUCUGUUGUUGGACGUAAAGUUCUUUGUCGUUUGAGUUCCUGGUUUUUCGAGCUGCAGAUUUCAAAGACAACAACUUUAUUGUUAGCAGGGGCCUAUGGUUGUUGAUUAUGAAGUGUUUGUUUACAUUCGAUGAUUGAAGAGAUGAAAAGAAACUUGGUAGAUGUAUGUUAUAUGUACUAAGAAUAAAUAAUUUGUUGCUUUUCUAUUUUCCCUUAUGAUUUGAACAUCAAGUCACCGAAGUAAAAUGAUCUCAAUUAUCUCU
Prunus mume (Japanese apricot) is the source of this 1190-nucleotide messenger RNA. The record is from RefSeq and is a predicted model, not a curated record. Lineage: Eukaryota; Viridiplantae; Streptophyta; Magnoliopsida; Rosales; Rosaceae.